CUGAAUUAACCCCAAAAAGUAUCAAAAUAGUCAAAUUUCAAUGAAGACCGUCACAGGCCAAGUGGUAUCAACAAAGCCAGUCUCUCUAUCUUCAGCAGCCAAAAACCUCUCCGCCUUCGCCUCCCUAGAAGAGGAGAACGGAGCUUCCGAUGCCGUCCGUGUGUAUCUGAAACGCGCUUCUGAUGCCUUCAACAGCUUGGUUCAAUUCCACAAGGAGCUAAAAGCGCCCCAUUUGAAUUGCAAACAUAAGGCAUCUCAACCUCUUGUUGUUGAUACAAAGAUUGAAAUUUUAGUCACCGUUGACAAAAACCCAGAUGAAGAAAAGAUCAAGAAUGUGAAAAGUAAGGGCAAGCGGAAGAAAAAUCGCGAAUUAGAGGUAAAUGAUGAAGAACCGUUAAAGAUUGAGAAGGAUAAAUGAGGGAUUGAUGAAGUUAACGCCGUGAAAAGGUCGGAAAAGAAGGGAAAACAUAAGAAAAAUCGCGAAUUUGAGCCGAGCACUGAAGGCUUGUUGAAGAUUGGCCAAGAAGCAGAUAGGCUUGACAAAGUUAAGGUA
Molecule: messenger RNA, 553 nt
Organism: Coffea arabica (coffee)
Lineage: Eukaryota; Viridiplantae; Streptophyta; Magnoliopsida; Gentianales; Rubiaceae
Source: RefSeq, a predicted model, not a curated record